AUGCUCAAGGAGUCCUUGGUUCGCUGUCUUAUUGGCCUACUUUUAGUCGUUCAAGUAGCCGUCUGGUUCCUAAACCUGCUGGAUCUGCUCAGUCCCGGCAAACCCCUCUGCUUAAUUCGGAAUACAACCGAUGUCUUGAUACAAUUCUCAAGGCGUUCUUCGGCUCUUGUUUACAGGGGGGUUAGCAGUCGAAUUUGA
Messenger RNA from Lindgomyces ingoldianus, 198 nucleotides. RefSeq lists its product as uncharacterized. The transcript has a single exon. The record is from RefSeq and is a predicted model, not a curated record. Bases 1 to 198 code for a protein of 65 amino acids. Lineage: Eukaryota; Fungi; Ascomycota; Dothideomycetes; Pleosporales; Lindgomycetaceae.